AAAAGUCGUCUCUGAUGCUGCCCUGUUGUAUCAGUCAUCUCCCACACUCCCAAAGGAAGAACAAGAAACCAGACGCAGCAUUUAAAACUGCUCCACGUGUGUCAGGGACCAGAUUUUGGUGGAUAUAAAAGUGAAUUUUUCUCUCCCUUUUUGUUUCAUCCUCUGCAAUAAGAGGGAGUGACCGUACUGGACAGCAAGGAAUGUUAUGACUUCUUUCCUGCGCUUUCUUUUAACUGUGCAUGGGAGCUCUUGCAACUUUUUAAAAAUGACAUUCAACUUUUCCAUCCGGUCAUUGUUUCCAGUUGUGGCAGUUUUUACAGCAAUUAAAGCUGGAAGAAGCCAGAGAUUUGAAGAUGUUGGAGUAUUUCCUGCUCCUUUACCUAUUUAUCCAUCCAUCAAUUUUCAAAUCUUCAAUGCAGACCAUGUGUUUCUUGCACAAAGUAGUCAAGGAACAUCAACUAACUCAAGCCUCAAAGUUCAGGCUAAGACAUUUCUUAUUACCAAUCCAGGAGCCCUGAUCCUCCAGCCAGCUAUCAAGGCUUCGUAUGGCCCCCUAGCUGUUGAUGCCACUAUUCCAUCAGACCUGCUUCUUAGUGGACGCAAAAUUCUUGCAGUGAUUUUAGUCCGUCAGAUUCGAUCUCCUUCCCCGUUCAUCAAGAUUCUUUUCCACAUGCCCACAGAAAGCAAUUUAACUUCCAAGCAAGAUAAAAUGGACUCCAACAGAAAUAAUGAGGCUAAGCUCAAUGAUGAAGCUCACUGCGUGACAGCUUAUGCCUUCUGGGAGAUGAAGGAAGUCAGAGGAUCAUGCCUAAUUUCUCCUGGUGGAUUCUGUGUGGCUCAGCUCAAGCCAGAACCAUCUUGGUUUGGCUCUGGAGGCAGAUCUGGAAGCUCAAGCCCGGAAGCAGAUAAAGCGGAAGGAAUCAGAAACCUUCGAGGAAAUCUUGUGGAGGUCUACUUUCAGAGCAGGAGGGACCAGACGGGGCAAUGUGCUCCACAAGACAGUCUGCAAAGAGUAGGAGUAGGAAGAGGGAGAGAGUCUUGGGGUUCGGGGACCCCUUUGCAGAGGAUUGGAAGUGUCACUCUUAUCAAAUCUCAAACAGGCAACCCGACUUUCCUUCGGCUUAGGCUGGGAGGUUCUUUGAUGAUUCAAACUUCCUCCAAGCCCUUAAAAAACGAUGAUGUGGGAACUUUUUACAUAUUCCUGUCUAGUACAUCUACGAUGGAAAAUUUCACUUUGAGGGCUUCUGUAAAAUCAGGCAUGUCCUUCAGUGCGGCUCGGCCUAGUGAUCCUCUACAGUGGGACGUUGUUGUGGAGCCUGGGAGAGGAGCAACUCCAAACACUGUUACAGUCAUCUGCCGUAGGAAGGCUUCCAUUGCCUUGAAAAGGGGUCUUCUGGAGAUUUUUCAGCUAGAUUUUGUGCCAAAAGCUGUCUCCGAGCAGAUUGAGAGUCAGGCCAUCUCCUGGCGUCUGGAGCUGCCAGGGAAUGUCAAAGAUGUUGGCUUAAUGCGGGUCUACACCACCCCAAGAGACUUCAUUGGACUGGCACCUCUGGUGAUGACAUCAGAUAUUUUGAAUACUGCAAUGUUGACGGGGAAAAGGGUGUCAGUUCCUGUGAAAACCGUUGCUGUUGAGGCUGAUGGAACAGUUACAGAUGUGACAAACUCCACCAACUGCAGGUCAACUCAGGCGGACGUGCUCAAGGUCUCAGAACGCUGUAACUAUGUUUUCGUAAAUGGGAAAGAGACGAAAGGCAAAAGCAGCGUGAUGCUCAAUUUCACGUACGGUUUCCUGAGCUCGCAGCUGGAGAUGAGUGUGUGGGUGCCCCGCCUGCCCAUGCUCAUUGACAUCGCUGACCCUGAGCUUAGCCAAAUAAAAGGCUGGAGGGUCCCCGUCACAACUGGCAAUAGAAGAUCUACAUGGGAUAGUGAAGAAGAUGAAGACAUGAGGAAGGGCCGUGGAUGCAUGUUACAGUACCAGCUAUCGACAUUGAGGGUGUUCACGCCCUUUGUGGCCCAAUCUGAUUCUGAGGUUCUGCCAAGUCCAUUUACUGGAGAGAAGUCUGUUGAAUACUUUAUAGGUUCUGAUUGGCAGGUAGAUGUGACAAAUCUUGUACGCAAUGACCUAAAAGUAGUAGACCCUGAAAUCGCUAAAGUGCAAGAUGGGAUCAUACUGCAAGGACGGGCCGUGGGGACCACUGUUUUGCAGGUGUUGUCCCCAUUGACAUCGUCUGUCCUGGCUGAGAGAAGCAUUAGGGUGAUGGAUGAUAAAGUGAGUGUGACAGAACUAGGGGUGCAGUUGGUUUCCGGACUCUCUCUGUCUCUUCAGUUCAGCCCUGAGAGCAACAGGGGUAUUGUUGCCACGACGACCAUGAGGGAGACAAUCACAGAGCUCAAACAAGAAGCAGUGGUCAGCUGCUGGAUUCAGUUUAGCGAUGGGGCAGUAGCUCCACUGGAGCUUUUUGACCGGAGUGUCUACUCUCUCACUGUUUCCACCAAUGAUGAGAGGGUGGCCACUGUGCGGCGUACUCCCCUCUCCACAUUUGUGGUUGCACAAGGCGAAGGCCGUGGAAGGCAGGUCAGGGUGGAGCUGAGGAUCUGUGAAGAAUGCCAGAAGUCUAAGAGGAAGAGUAAGCUAGCAGUGGGGGCAGGAAUUCUCAAGACCAACUUUCAAAAUAGCAGACAUAAAGCAGGAGGUGCAAAUAAAAAUAUGGGAUCAACGGGUGAAGUUGAAACAGCAAUGACCUCACAAAAAAAUGUCACAGUGAUGGAUAAAAGGCCAACAACUAACCUGCAGUCUGUUAUGGUCGAAAGCACAGCCACGACAAUUUCAAACAGCUAUUUGCAAACACCUCCGGUAUGGGCUGGAAAAACAAAACCUACAGGAGCUUUUGCAUCUGGUGUCAAUACCAUGGUCACUCAAACAACCAUGAAGAAACUAUGGUCUGAUGCACAGUUGAACACUGCCAAACCAACAGUGAGCUUUGUCAGUAAAAGAGAUGGGAAGAAGAACCAAUACGGGAGCAUGCUUGACAACUCAAAUACUUCCUCUAACUAUAAUGCUCCUGGAGGUGACAAACCUGAGAAAGAGACUCCCAAUACUAAAACACCGAAAGUAAUUGGAAGCGACAUCAUCAGAACGUUCAAAGCCCUGUCAGACUUAGAAAUUGGCAUAUAUUCCUUGAUAGGGGUCUCUUGUGUUGGUAUUAUGGCUUUUCUGCUCAACUGUGCUUCAUAUAAGCUGUGCUUUAGGAAACAGAAGACCCCCAUACAGACAGGUCCAGCUCCCCAUGCAGACCCGAAGGACCACAAGCAUGACUGGGUUUGGAUGGGGGGCAACAGUCAUAGCACCACUACACCUGUUGCUCCGGUUGCUCCGACUCAAGUCUCAACAUUAAAACGUGAGCCUCACCGCCCCCUUGAGUCCCACCAUUCAAUAGAUUCAAUUGGGCCCGGUGGUUUGCAGGGGUCUUUGCCAACUGUUAGUGCCCCAGCUGUCCCAGAAAGAACCGCUACACUAGGACGCUGCAGGAGCGGCUCCCAACACCAGUUUAAAGCAAAGGCAAUAGACCCUAUGGCAAACAGGUCAGCCACUUUGCUUGCAAGGCCACACCGCAGUGAGCCUCUGCAUUCUCCCACCAGCAAGAGAAAUCAGGUCCAGUUCACCACUUUUACAACUCUGGACAUAAAGCACUUGGCUGCGCUAAAGAAGAAUGGUGUGGACUUAAAUUGGGCUAACCAGAAGACGCAGCAGCAGCCCGCUUCUCAGCCCCAGACACCUUUACCUGACAUGCCUUGGCCUGUUGUGACACCAUUUGGAGAACCCCAGUGAGUUUACUGAAGUAGCCAUACUGUAAACUGUAUGUUUGCAUGGGAGGAAUAUGGUGCCUUUUAAAUAUUCAUACCUGUUGAUCUUUCCACAGUUGGUAACAUCUCUGCCAUAAUCUCACAUAUAUUUCAUUGUGAAGUGGAAAGGAUUCAUGCUUCUUAUAUUUUUAAACACUGAAUUCUAAAAAGUGCUGUGUGAAAUUAUGUGCAGCUUCUGAAAUGCAUUGCUUUGUUGCACCACCUUUUGUUGUGGCUGUAAUUGCAACCCUUUUGGAGUAUACAUCUAUCAGCUUUGCACAUCUAGAGGCCCACUGUUUUUUGCAAAAUAUGUCAUGCUAAGAUUGCAUAAAUAGCAUCAGUGAAUAUUUAUUUCCAUGUUUUUGAUAGGGCUAUUCUAAUGUGAAUCCACUUUGGGCCAUUCUGUUAUUUCUCUAACUGUAUAUUUUGGCUUGUGAACUUGCAAUCAUAAGCCAUUACCAAGCAGAUGACAGCCUCACAGACUUUUUGGUUUUAUUUUGGAAGCCAUGGAUCAUUACCCUAACAAAUGUUCUACUACUCUGCUUUGGUCCUUCAUAUAAAAUUCCCACAAUAAGCACGUUAAUGUUUGCAGUUGAAUUAUGAAAAAAUGUGUUUCAGUUGGUAUGAAUACUUUCACAAGGCACUGUAUUUCUAAAUGAGAUGAGACAAGUUCUGACAAGAAAUGUUUAACAAAUUAUGAUGGCUAGCAUUUUUAAUGUCAAAAGGUAAUGGACCAUAAAGAAUUUAUACAAUGUACCAAUAUAGGGCUUAAGAAUAUUGUCAAUAUUUAUUGUGUAAUAAUUCUAAAACAGUCUGUCAUGUAUGUAUAGAUAUUUAUUGUAUAGUAUUUUACACAUAUAUACAUUUAUUGGUAAAAGAAAACAGAAAAUAAACAGUGGAUAUUUAGUUACUUUUAUACAAUUGUGUAGUUUUAGUCUGAGUAGUUCUAGACAUUGUUAGUCAUCAGAGUGGAUGCAGUAUGAGAGAACUUCAUCCUUGUAAAUAACUCCUUUCUGCUACCAAAACCUGUAAUAUGACAGAGAAUUAUAUAAUUAUUACUUUAUUAUAAACAAUCUAUCAACAUUUUAUUUUUAGUUAUUUGUUUGACAAGGGAAAAUGCACAAUAAUCAACAUUUUGCACUAUAAAUAUUCCUGACUUAGGUAAAUUAAGCUAGUUUUGUAUAAGUAUUACAUACUGUGUCUAUGUUUGUAGUUUAGGCUUCAGGUCUGUCCUAUGGAUGUACUUAAAAUAGUUAAAUGAGAAAAUGUCAAAAAGUGCAAUACAUAUUCAUGUGAAAUUUUUGCAUUUGUAAAUACAAAAGUGAUGCCUUUUUAAUUAAGAUUUUCCUGUUUUUAUAGAACAAUUUCCUGAUAAAUUUCUACUAGUAUAACAUUUUCUUUUAAAGUUUUAUUUAAUUGCUUUGUUUGAGACCAUGCAGUAAUUCUGACACAAUAAAUUGUUUGGAUUAAAUGUCUGAAGCUUAUGUCGGAUUCAGUUGUGUUUUACUCCGGAAUGUAAUUUACAGUAAGUUUGAUGUCAUUUACCUCUUAAAUGCCCCUACAUUAUGUUGGAUGUGCCUACCAGUGUUAGGCCUCCGUGUUCCUGCACUGUAUUAAAAA
Messenger RNA from Cyprinodon tularosa, 5463 nucleotides. Its product is annotated as transmembrane protein 132D-like. The transcript is spliced from 10 exons. The record is from RefSeq and is a predicted model, not a curated record. Lineage: Eukaryota; Metazoa; Chordata; Actinopteri; Cyprinodontiformes; Cyprinodontidae. The coding region runs from base 206 to 3829 and encodes 1207 amino acids.